AUGCUAGUAUUGGUGCAUUGGUUGUUCGCCCGCAGAGUUUCCAACAGCGCAGGGACCGCCGAGGAUGCCGUUGGAGGCGUCCUGACCGCGGGUUCUUGCCAGCCGGUUGAAUCAAAGGACGGUUUCACGCCGGAGGACUCUCUGAAGCGCACACUAUUUGCGCGGAGCCUGAUCCAAGAGGCGGUAGCAUUGUCCAAAGCCUUCUCACCACAGCUUGGUUUCAUUUACGAGCUCCUCACUCUAGCUCCUGUGCCGCUCCAAGAGACUAGCACGCAAGGCACGCCCGAUUUGUACAUUCGCGUGUUGAAGGCCGGGAAGUCUCCAACAGAAGUUGCGCUUUGGGACUUCAGCACUUUUCAAGACCGGCUGAAGUUUAUGAGGCAGGCAUGGCAGGCCUCGAGUCUUCGCUCAGAUCGUCCCUGGGUGGACACAGAAAGCACAGCAGCGGCUUUGGGACGCCAGCUGUCACAUCCACCCCGGGGCGAGCUGAUGUACCACAUACAGCAAACACCUACUAUUUCGAAUUCUGCAGUGCAAGUCAACAGCCACCCAAAGGGUGUCGUAUGUUUGGUUUCGCCAUGCUCUGUAAAGCCCCAAAGGGGCCUUGAUGGGCAGGCCUGUACCCAGAUGUCUUUGUCCCAAGCAGCCUUCCAAAGUUCUGUCCACAAGACAUGCGGAAGGCUACAGUCGUUGUCUUCACCGACAGCCUACCGUGGCAUUCAUCUAUGCACCGAGCCCGUCGUACCAACCGCGCCUUCCUCGUCAUUCUCAUUGACACCGAUAUUCGAAAUCUGA
This is a messenger RNA of Symbiodinium necroappetens, 795 nucleotides long. NCBI's taxonomy places the organism in Eukaryota, Dinophyceae, Suessiales, Symbiodiniaceae. The record is from the annotation of a GenBank genome assembly.